AUGACGGAGGAGUUUGGAGCGCUCUUUAUGGCCCAUACCAUGGCACGGAUAUCAGAUUCGACAAAGAUGAUUCUUGCCUUUGAUGAUGAUGAGGAUGAGCAAUCAGAGAUGGAGGCGGGAUACGGGGAUGACGGAGGAGAUGACGGUGGAUAUGGGAAGGGAGGUGGUAGAGGGAGACGGGGAGAUAGAGGAGGGGGUGGAGGAAAUAGAAGGAGGAUUGGAGGGGGGGAUGGAGGUAGAGGGAGGAGAGGAGGGAGGAGAGGAGAUAUUGGGAGGAGAGGAGAUAUUGGGUUAGUCAGACAACCAGGUGGUGAUGGAGGUAGGGGAGGUUUGGUUCUUAGAGUUGGCGGGGUUGGCAAAGUAGGCGAGGUGCUAGCAGCUGUGGGUGGGACGGAGGAGUUUGGGCGGCCGACCCAAAGGAGGAGAUUAGAUGUAUUACCUCCAUCGGGGCCUAGGAUAGGGACGGGGAUGGGUGGGACCGUGACAGAGGUACCUAUUUAG
Cryptomeria japonica (Japanese cedar) is the source of this 501-nucleotide messenger RNA. RefSeq names its product glycine-rich cell wall structural protein 1-like. The record is from RefSeq and is a predicted model, not a curated record. The coding region runs from base 1 to 501 and encodes 166 amino acids. Lineage: Eukaryota; Viridiplantae; Streptophyta; Pinopsida; Cupressales; Cupressaceae. The transcript has a single exon.